This is a messenger RNA of Malaclemys terrapin pileata, 1250 nucleotides long. Its product is annotated as B-cell differentiation antigen CD72-like. Gene Ontology annotation, molecular function: transmembrane signaling receptor activity. NCBI's taxonomy places the organism in Eukaryota, Metazoa, Chordata, Testudines, Emydidae. Gene Ontology annotation, cellular component: plasma membrane. The record is from RefSeq and is a predicted model, not a curated record. Bases 1 to 1125 code for a protein of 374 amino acids. The transcript has 8 exons.
AUGGCCCAGAGCGUCGUUUAUGCCGACCUGAGGUUCGUGAAGGCCCCUCGGGGGAACAGCACGUGCUCCAGGUCUCAGGAGGCAGCGCUCGCAGAGGAGGACGAUGCGGAGCUCACCUACGAGAACAUCCGGCUGGCCCAGACUGGGGAGGUGCAGCGGGGGCAAGGGGCGGAGCAGAGCAAAGAGCCCAGGUGGAGCACGUGGUACCUGCCCCUCGGCCUGCUGGGGGCCUGCCUCUUCCUCCUGGCCACCACCAUUGGCCUGGGGGUUCGCUACUGGCAGGUUUCCCAGCAUCUGCAGCAGGCGUCCCGAGCGCACGAGGCAGAGAGCAGCCGCCUCUCCCAGCAAGUCAGCACCAAGGGGGCCACCCUGGAGCAGACGGCGAGGGAGCUGGAGCAGGCCAGGCAGGAGCUGGAGCAGGUGAGGCAGGAGCUGGAGCAGGCCAGGGGGGAGCUGGAGCAGACCAGGCGGGAUUUGGAGCAGGCAAGGCGGGACAUGGAGCAGACCAGGCAGGAGCUUGAGCAGGCGAGGCGGGAGCUGGAGAAGAUGGGGCUGGAGGAGAAGAACACACAGGAGCAGCUGCGACAGCAGGAGGCCACGUUACAGGGAACGAAGGAGGAGCUGGCGAGAGUACAGAAGGAGAAGACAGAAAUGAAAGAGAAGCUGAACAAAAUGGAGAGCGCCCUGUCCAGCAUCUGCCCCUGCAAGCAGACAGACUGCUGCCCGGCAGACUGGGUGUUGUACAGAGGAAAGUGCUUGUUCAUCUCGAAGUGGAAGAAGACUUGGGAAGAAAGCAAAGAAGACUGUGAAUGGAAAUCUGCUCGGCUUCUUAUUGCCAAAUCCUGGGACUCGGAGACAACGCCGAAUUUUCUGAAAAAUACUAAUGUGCAGUAUUGGAUUGGACUCAAGAGAGAAUGGAGUACGGGAUCACAGUGGCAGUGGAAGUGGGUUGAUGAGUCGCUCUUUGAAAAAGAGUGGCCCUAUCAGAGUUACAACAUUGAGAGGUGUGGAACAAUAAAAGGUGGUGUCAUAAGCAGUGACAGAUGCUAUUAUUCUCAAAAGAAGCCAUGGAUCUGUGAGAAGGCAGCCAGCCAACCCAGCUCACACGGACCGUGGUUUCCUUAGAGUCCCUGAAGAGACAAUCAGUGAGAGCCCUGCAGGACACUCCUCUCCCGCUGCUCCAGGCUCGGCUCCUGCGCCGCGUUCGUGCCCUGCUCCCACUGCCGAGGAUGCAGCACCUGAGGGCCGGC